CAUCAAGGAAGCUGAAUCGCUGGCUGCACGCGUAUCAGUCGAUCUGCAAUACAGAUAGCAUAGACAUCAUAAUAUCUGACACGAAACAUGGCUUUAAGACGAGCGCUGCAUUUUGUUUUCAAAGUUGGUGACAGGACCAAAACAGCCACGUUUUACCGAGAAGUUUUGGGCAUGAAGGUUUUACGCCAUGAAGAAUUUGAAGAAGGGUGCAAAGCAACUUGCAAUGGGCCCUACGAUGGAAAAUGGAGCAAGACAAUGGUUGGCUUUGGUCCAGAAGAUGACCAUUUUGUUGCUGAACUGACAUACAAUUAUGGGGUCGGAGAAUAUCAGCUUGGCAAUGACUUCUUGGGCCUCACUCUGCAGUCAAGCCAAGCUGUCAGCAAUGCUAAACGUCUGGGAUGGCCUCUCACAGAGGUAGGGGAGGCUCUGUAUCUGACCCAGGCUCCAGGAGGGUAUCGCUUCUACCUGGUGGACAAAGAGCAGCCUCCUAAUGACCCUGUGCAGAAGGUUUGUCUCGGAGUAUCAGACCUCCAGAGAUCGACACACUACUGGACUACACUUUUGGGAAUGAAGGUGAUGGAGAAGAAUGAGGAAAAGAAAACAGUGCUGAUGGGAUUCACAGACACACAAUGCAAACUGGAGCUUCAUGAUAUCAGUGGAACAGUGGAUCAUGCAACAGCAUUUGGAAGGAUAGCAUUUUCAUGCCCACGGGAGCAGCUGCCUGACCUUGAAGCCUUAAUGAAAAAGGAAAAUCAGAAAAUUCUCACUCCAUUAGUCAGCCUGGACACUCCCGGAAAAGCCACAGUAGAAGUGGUUAUUUUGGCUGACCCAGACGGCCAUGAGAUUUGCUUUGUUGGAGAUGAGGCUUUUAGGCAGCUGUCCAUGGUGGAUCCCAAAGGAAAUGACUUACUUGAUAAGGCCAUGGCCGAAGAUAAAAGUGAUGAGUGGUUUGCCAAGCACAACAGACAGAAAGCUGCUGCAUGAGAUGAAGGACAUCGUGCACCACCCAUCCCUCACCAGUUCAUAUGAUGAUGAGAUGAUGCACAAGGCACUUGUAGAGUAAAUGCUCUUGUAAUUUAACUCAAGUAUCCAUAGGCUGGUAGUGUGUGAUUUAUUUUCCCCUGGAACAUGCCAUGAGCUGCUGUUACACUGACAGCACUUGCUCAAUUUGGUGGAUAUUUUUCCAAUAAAUAUUAUUCCCAUCAAUAAAGGAGAGAGGUGGGCUAAAACAUUAAAUUAAUGCAACUUUUUUUUUUUUAAAUUAAGGAAGGUAUCAAAAUGGCCAGGGGCAAAAUUCUGCUGUUGGGUCUUUGUUGCCCCUGCAACAACCACCUUCUGUGCAUUGUGUAUGCACCACUUAGUACUCCUAAUUCCUGGAGUAACUCUACCUGGAGAUAGAAUUUUUGUUCACCAGUUAGUAAUUUGAUUAAAAAAAUGUGUUUGGAAAAAUUUUCACAGGGCUAGAUCAUGACCCUUAUUGUUGAUAUUGUACUUAAAAACUGCAAACUCUAUAUAUUUGCAGAUAAUCAAGUGACCAAAACCCAGUUACAUGCAGUGUAGCUGGAGCUUUUAGAGGUCUGGGGCAGUUGGCUGGUUAUCCUCCAUCUUUUAUAUUAUAUGCUAUAAAACCUGAGUAUCAUACACUGAGACUUGUCCUAUGUAAAAGUGCAUAAUGUCACUCAUAUGCUCGCAAUAAAAACAAAACUUUUCAGCUUA
Seriola dumerili (greater amberjack) is the source of this 1716-nucleotide messenger RNA. It is a transcript of the gene glod4, whose product is annotated as glyoxalase domain containing 4. Lineage: Eukaryota; Metazoa; Chordata; Actinopteri; Carangiformes; Carangidae. The record is from RefSeq and is a predicted model, not a curated record. The coding region runs from base 88 to 984 and encodes 298 amino acids. The transcript has 9 exons.